AUGAAUAUCUUCACUUUGCUCGUCUUCUUGGCCAUUCUUCAUCUGGUUUGGAGUUGUCCUGACUUUUGUACAUGUAGGGGUAAGAGUUUCUUCUACAAGUUCUUAUCUUAAAUUUUUAAAAUAGUAAAAAUUUUUAUUUUCAGAAGAGCGUUCAAUUAAAUGUCAGAACCUUAACACAAUACAAUUCAAAUCAGUCAACGAUUACUUUAAAAGCCAUAACUCAAGCAGAUUAAUCAACCUCAGCCUUAUAAAUUGUAGCAUCUUUGACGUGAAUUCGAUUCCUCCUCAUGUUUUCAACGGGUUACUGUACUUAGACUUGUCCUACAACCAUUUAAAUGACUUUAAUUUUAAUUCCAAUAACCUAAUGCCCCUUUUGGUGAUUCUCAAAUUGACUGGCAACCAUUUAAUUGUAAGUUAAAUUAUUUGUAUUUCUAUUUACAGAGUGUCCAAAGAUCUUUUUUUGCGUCCGUUCCUAACAUCGAGGAGAUUUAUUUGAAUUACAAUUCAAUCUUUGUCAUCGAUUGGGAAGCCUUUAGACUGUAUAAAUUGAAGAAGUUAUUUCUGGAUCACAAUCAUUUACUGGUAAGAUUUAUUUGCCUCAAAGUAGUAGUAUAUACAGGCCAUCAACGAGCACAUCCUCCGCUUUAUUCCCAAUCUCGAGACUCUCGACUUGUCGUUCAAUCAACUGGUCUCUGUCCAAAGCUCCAGCUUCUUUGCUGCCAGAAAGUUGUCAACCUUGGACUUGAGUCACAAUCGUCUUCAGCGGAUUGAUUACGAUUCUUUUGUGCCUUUACAUCAGCUGCAACAAUUGGAUUUAUCUUCCAAUAAUCUGAGUGUUGUUCCGUCUGGAUUGGGUCAAUUCAUGGGGUUAAGAUCUCUCAAUUUCAGUGAAAAUCCCCUCACAAUUAUUCAUUCUGGUGAUUUCAGUUUGCCCAUGCUUCAGGUAAUUUAUUUUGAUUCUCUACAUACCUACAUAUUGCAAUUUCAGGUGCUAUCCAUCACAGAUUGCCCGUUUUUAAAGUUGAUCGAGGUGAAUUCGUUUUUGGAAAUGCCCAAUCUCCAGACUCUGAUCAUUCGGAAUAACCCUCUUUUAUCUUACGUUUCACCUCGCGCAUUGGUUAAUUCAACCUCAAUUUUUGAGUAAGGAGUUUUGUAUCAUCAUUUAUUUUUGCGUGAGUAAUAAGACGUGUGCUUGUAGAUUGGACUUGCGCAACAAUUCCCUGCAUUCUAUCUUCUUCCCCGACAUAACCCCCUCCAAAAUUUGGUUAUCCGGUAAUCCCCUGGACUGCGAAUGUAUGUUUUCCAAUUUGGAAACAUUGGACGAACGACUCCGCGAUAAACAAGAUCUAAAAUGUAUUACCGGCACUGGUAAGAGUUGUCCGACGCAAAGUCUGACUCCUCUGGGAGACCAAUUGGAGGCGGUUGUGGGUCAACAGAUAGCUAUAUAUUGUCAGGGAAGGAUGGAGAACGACCGGAUAUCCUGGAGUUACAACCAGUAUCCUCGAAAUCCGGUGGACGGACAUCAUUUGAGAGCUCUGCAUGCAUUAAGUAUGCAGCCAAUAGAUCAAUUAGAGACUGCUCAUAAUGACAGAACCAGGCAGAUCAAAGGGGAACAACUAGUCAUCGAAGCAGUCAUCCAAGAAGACGAACAAGAUUACAUUUGUAAAUUGGAGAGGGAGAACAGGACCGUCAGUGAGAAGAAAAUCCAUCUGACUGUCCACAAACCCAAUAUAAAAUUAUUCCCGAUCGAUGUGGGAUCCCAUUAUGUUGCCUUAGGCUGGAAUUCGUCGUUGAAUAUAAAAUGGACAGUCAAUAUUCGUUUAAUGCUGGCUGUCAAAGACAAUAAUAACAGUACUCUGCGGGUAAUCCAGCUAAAUGUGCUGAAUCCAUGGUAUGGCUACAAUGUUAUUCGAUUACGACCUGAACAGGUACUGAUUUUAAUUACUGUGUUUGACUAACAGAUCAGAAUAAUAACUAGACUUACUUUCAGAAUUACACCUUUUGCCUCUUCUACGAGUUUAUCUACAAUUACCCAGGAGUCAUUUACGAGACUUGCACGAAAGUUCGGACCCUCCCAAGCAUAAAUUUCUGGAGUUCUCUCCAUCCUUCUACCAUCAUAAUCAUCACGGGGAUCUCCUUCACCCUGUUCAUUAUGUUGUGUUUCCGCGGAUUUUAUAUUAGGUUUUACAUCUGGCAUCAGACAAAACAGAGGGCAAGAAUGAAUCAGAGUAUCAGUGGACAGAGUUUCCUCUCCCAUUCUGUCUCCAGAAGUGAAACAACCAUCAUGGACCGAUCUCUUCAUAUUGAAAACAGUAAUGCGGUAUGUCAUAUUACUCACAACUCAAAGUAUUUUUAUUUUAGAUGCGAAUGUCGAGGAUAGAAUCAUCUCACACGGAAGAUACGGAAGUCUCUUUAUUAGAUAGUGCUUAA
Messenger RNA from Bursaphelenchus xylophilus (pine wood nematode), 2430 nucleotides. NCBI's taxonomy places the organism in Eukaryota, Metazoa, Nematoda, Chromadorea, Rhabditida, Aphelenchoididae. The record is from the annotation of a GenBank genome assembly.